Messenger RNA from Cygnus atratus (black swan), 1212 nucleotides. It is a transcript of the gene ACBD6, whose product is annotated as acyl-CoA binding domain containing 6. Gene Ontology annotation, molecular function: protein binding; fatty-acyl-CoA binding. NCBI's taxonomy places the organism in Eukaryota, Metazoa, Chordata, Aves, Anseriformes, Anatidae. The transcript is spliced from 8 exons. Bases 36 to 848 code for a protein of 270 amino acids. The record is from RefSeq and is a predicted model, not a curated record.
GGGGGGGGACCGGCUGUGCGGGCGGACCGGCCGCCAUGGCGUCGCCCUCGGUGGCGGCCGGCAGCGGCGGUGAGGGGAGCUCGGGCUCGGGCUCGGGGGGCGCGGAGCCGCCCGGCCGCCACCUGCCCGCCCUCUUCGAGCAGGCGGCCGAGCGGCUGCCCGGCCUGCUGGGCGCCGCCAGCAAGGAGCAGCUGCUGUACCUGUACGCCCGCUACAAGCAGGUGAAAUUCGGAGCCUGUAACACUCCGAAGCCAAGCUUCUUCGAUUUUGAGGGGAAGCAGAAAUGGGAAGCCUGGAAAGCCCUGGGGGACACCAGUCCUCAUCAAGCUAUGCAGGAAUAUGUGGCUACAGUGAAAAAACUGGACCCCAGUUGGAACCCGCAGACAACAGAGAAGAGGGGAAAAGAAAGCAAAACUGCAUUUGGAGGCCCAGUUGUCAGCUCGUUAUAUCAAGAAGAAACAAUCAGGGAAGAGGACAAGAACAUUUUUGACUACUGCAGAGAAAACAACAUUGACUAUGUAACCAAAGCCAUUCGAUCAAAAAAAGUGGACGUAAACGUUGCAGAUGAGGAGGGCAGGGCUCUGCUCCACUGGGCGUGCGACAGAGGACACAAGGAGCUCGUUUCAGUACUGUUACAGCACGCUGCCGACGUUAACAGCCAGGAUGGUGAAGGCCAGACUGCACUCCAUUAUGCCGCCGCCUGCGAGUUUUUGGACAUCGUGGAGCUGCUGCUGAAGUCGGGAGCCGACCCCAUGCUGCGGGACCAGGAGGGCUGCCUGCCGGAGGAGGUGACGGACUGUAAGGCCAUCACCUCGGCCCUGCAGCAGCAUGCCGCCGGCGGGACCUAACGCGGGAGGACGGACAUUGAGGCCUGCAGCGAGGCCCCUGCCCUGAGACGGGCCAGGGAGGUUUUAAAGCACAGGGUCUGGGCUUUCGGGUGCGAAGGCUGGCCUCCCGCAGGCAGGACAGGAUCAGGGUUGUGCAUGCUCUGGCAUUUAUCAGUGUUCUGGGGGAGGGAGGGGAGAGAGGCCUGGAGAAGGCCCCGAUGUUGUUUUACUGUGUUCAAGGCCGCUCCUGCGCUGGCCAGGCGGCACCUGGCACAGCCCGGCUGCUCGGCUCUUCCCUUUGGGGCGAGGCCCGGUUUAUUUUUAUUUUUUUUUUCUUCUGGGUCCAAGCAAAGUAUUAUAAAUAAAAACAAGCACAGCGUCGGGA